Messenger RNA from Aegilops tauschii subsp. strangulata, 2863 nucleotides. RefSeq names its product protein FAR1-RELATED SEQUENCE 5-like. Lineage: Eukaryota; Viridiplantae; Streptophyta; Magnoliopsida; Poales; Poaceae. Gene Ontology annotation, molecular function: zinc ion binding. The record is from RefSeq and is a predicted model, not a curated record. Gene Ontology annotation, biological process: regulation of DNA-templated transcription.
GGUAAAAGCUUGCAAACUCAAAUGAAUGAGCGCGAAUUUACUACGCCAAGAAAGAAAGAAAGCAUUCCCCUAUUCGUGAGUGUGAUAAACUAUGAUUCACCAUGCUUCUUACCAGUUCAGAGAUUUAUGCAUAAUGAUGAUUAUUGUGAUUCAUUAUUUAUGUUUCAGUGCUCGUCUUUUACGCCGAGUUGCGACGAAAAAUUUACAGGGGUCAACCAUCACUUACAGAGUGUGUUUUUUGGUGCGGCAUUCUUGUGCAAUGAGCAGACUGAGUCAUAUGUUUGGUUAUUUGAGACCUUCCUUACAGCAAUGGGAGGGGUAGCACCUAGACUCAUUAUAACUGAUGAAGCUGUUAGCAUGAAGAAUGCGAUUGAAACAGUUUUUCCGACCACAGUGCAUAGGUUAUGUAUGUGGCACAUAAUGGAAAAACUUCCGGAGAAGAUUGGACCAAUAAUUAGAGAAGAGUCUGAAUUUUGGGACAAGAUGAAUUCGUGUGUAUGGGGUUCGGAAACUCCAGCAGAGUUUGAAUCACAAUGGAAUUCUGUCAUUACGGAGUAUGGCUUGGAGGAAAAUGAGUGGCUGGUUAAAAGGUUUAGCAUUCGCGAGUCAUGGAUACCAGCUUACUUUAUGGACAUACCAUUGGCGGGUAUUCUCCGAACCACUUCAAGGUCUGAAAGUGCAAAUUCAUUUUUUAACCGUUUUAUUCAUCGUAAGCUUGCUUUGGUUGAGUUCUGGCUUAGGUUUGACAUGGCAUUAGAAUGCCAACGAGAAGAAGAGUUGAUUGCUGACAACUCAAGCAUUCAUACAACCCCGCAACUAUUGACACCAUGGGAAAUGGAGAAACAAGGUAGAGAUGUGUUUACAUAUGAGGUGUUUGAGAAAUUUCAGAAAGAGAUUGUUGCAGCAAGAGACCAUUGUUGCAUCCAAGGCAUUGCACAAGAUGGAACACUAAAAAUAGUGACAUUGAGAGGUCGAUCCCAUAGGAUUAGGGAAGUUCAGUCUGACACCAAAACCAUGAUAGCUCAUUGUUCAUGUAAGUUAUUUGAAACAAUUGGAAUCCCGUGCCGCCAUAUCAUGCAGGUGUUGAGGGCUGAAAAUCAAAAUGAACUUCCAUCUUACUACAUUAUGAAAAGAUGGAAGAAACGGUGCAAAAGGGAGAAUGUGUAUGAUGAGCAUGGGAAUUUAAUAGAAGAGAAGGCAACCGAUUCAUUGAAUGAAGCUACGAGGAAGAAGAUUUCAGUUGUACGCAACAAGUUGGAAGAUCUAAUUCAGAAGGCCAAGCACUCGGAUGAAGGCAUGGAUUUUCUAACAUCAAGUGUAUUAAAUAUUGAAGCACCUUUGGAUGAAAUGGUUCCCACAUCAGGUGUGAAGCACACUAGACAAGAUGAGAAUGAGGCUUUUAUUGGUUGCAAUAUUCCUACUGAAAUUGACAUACACCCGCCAACUGAUGUUCGCACGGUGGGGAGAUGCAAAAGAAUAAAGAGAGGAAAGGAAAUAAGUGAGGAGGAACAGAAAAAGAAGAAGAAGGAAGCCAAGGUAAAGGUUGCACGCUUGUGCAAGACAACAAAUAGUUUUUCAUGAUAGUCGCAAUUGUCCUAGCAAAAAAGAAGGCAAAGGGGCUGAGAUUGUGCUGCAGAUGAAGCCAAGUGGUGCUCCGUGAUGGCUCUCAGUCUGUUGAAAAACAUGAAUUUGUAUUAGUGAGAUACUAAUAUUAUUUCCUUGAUAUAUUGAAUUCUUGUGAUGGAUGGAAAAUUGAGUUUCUUGAACUGUCUCCCUCUUAUUUUCACUGAAUUGAUUUUUAAUGAAUAGAGUGUAUGAAGCAGCAGGGGCACCAUGUUACAUUAUGUUCACAUAAACCUUAAGCAUGAUCUAUUUUUUGUACAAUGAAUAGAACUCAGCUUGCAAACCCACAUCAGCCUCAACAAUAUUAUUCACGAACAGAAAAUAAACGGUGGUUUGUUUGUAAGCUUGCAGCAGCAACAUGUUCUUGUUUGUGAAUAACUGAAUAUGUCAAAGAAACAUAGGAAUGCAAAAUCACGAGGAAUGCUCAAGCACCAGCUGAUAUUGUUGCCCUGAAUCAGCUGUAUUACAUCAUGUAUUGCAGAAUACCUCAAAUCAGCAGGAACAAGCUAAAUUCACUUGUCUCUGAAAAACAAUACGACAAGGCAAUGUACAAUUCACAUUCUGAUGUCUGAAGCUAUACACACAUUUAACAAAGAACAAUUCAAUGGAUGAGCUCGCAAGCUACAAUCUGCACAUAGCCAAGUACUAGAUACAUUCAACAUGAACAAGAAAAAUCUAGAAACGUGAUCCUUGUUUGCUAUGGAGUGUUGCCGGCCACACGUCGAGCCUCUUGUUGCAGGUAAUAGAUAACAUCGUCAGGCAGAGGAGCAACCGCUGCAUGUGGACGCAGUGGACUGGAUGGUGCGCAGGUUGUGGCCGGUCGCCAACUUGGCGUCGGGAACCGACAAGAAUGCGGGCGGGCAUGAAGGUAGGCCAGACAUGGCGGAUCACGCCGCGGCCGUCGUAAGGAUCACCAAGGCCGUGGAGCGAUUUGGGGCGGACAGACUCGGAGGCAGGUGAAGCGCGAACACUGUCGAAGCAAUCAACAUGGCCUUGGAGCCAUUCGAGGCGGACAGGCCAAGUGUGGCUGCCGUGGAAGGAUUCACCCAAGCCGCCGCCAUGGAGUGAUUGGACGAGAAGAUCCAGAUUGGGAGGGAGACGAACAGGGAAUAAGGGAUUUAGAAGUGUGAUUAGCGGAGGGGGUUAUUAGCAAAUUAGCUGACUGGACUUGGAGAGGCGGCGGGCGUGUUUCUGCAAAAUUAUGUUGCUUUUGAUCCCACACGUGAGAUGUGAAUGAGGA